AUGGCAGUGGCUUUAAGAACGCGCCUGGAGCCCGGGAUCCAGCUGGGCCGCCCCGUGCCACUGUACCGAGCGCUGGCGGGACAGAGCAGCCUGCAGCUGGGUGAACGCGCCGGGCUGCCUUUACUUGCGUCUUCCGGUGUUUCCCCGUGCGACCCAUCCUGUCGGGGUGCCUCGUGGGCUGCCCCGGAGUUCACCCCACGAUCAGCGGCACCAGUGGUGAAGAUGACGAGAUCCAAGACUUUCCAGGCAUAUUUGUCCUCCUGCCACUGGACCUACAGCUGCAUUCAUUGCAGAGCUCACUUGGCCAAUCAUGAUGAACUCAUUUCCAAGUUGUUCCAAGGAAGUCAAGGAUGUGCAUACCUCUUUAAUUCAGUAGUUAAUGUGGGCUGUGGGCCCACAGAAGAGCGAGUGUUGCUAACAGGACUGCAUGCAGUUGCAGACAUUUAUUGUGGAAACUGCAAAACCACUCUGGGCUGGAAAUAUGAACAUGCCUUUGAAAGCAGCCAGAAGUAUAAAGAAGGCAAAUACAUCAUUGAGUUAGCACACAUGAUCAAGGACAAUGGCUGGGACUGA
Messenger RNA from Elephantulus edwardii (Cape elephant shrew), 573 nucleotides. RefSeq names its product protein yippee-like 2-like. The record is from RefSeq and is a predicted model, not a curated record. The transcript is spliced from 2 exons. NCBI's taxonomy places the organism in Eukaryota, Metazoa, Chordata, Mammalia, Macroscelidea, Macroscelididae. Bases 1 to 573 code for a protein of 190 amino acids.